Molecule: messenger RNA, 5045 nt
Organism: Neodiprion fabricii
Lineage: Eukaryota; Metazoa; Arthropoda; Insecta; Hymenoptera; Diprionidae
Gene: spd-2
Exons: 20
Coding region: 299-4867 (1522 amino acids)
Source: RefSeq, a predicted model, not a curated record
CCGACGCAACGGAGAAAUGACGCGCGUCAAUGCAUUUUCAUGAGCAAUUAUGCCGUCCAUGAAAAUUCAGCCAGAGAGUGCUUAGUUUUCAACAUAUCUUCAGUCAACGUUGUGUGCGUCGUCUAGAAAGAAUAUUUUAUCCACGUUUAACGAUGGCCUCCCGUAAAUAUUUUCAAAUUUGAAACGGCUCUGAUCGUCAAACACGUCCAUCUGUCGAUUCAAGGUUAUGGUGAAAGUCAUUUGUGUCUUUAUUCAAUUUAACCGACGUUUUGUGCGCUUCCAAUAAGAUUUUCGGAUUAUGGAGUUCAGGGGGAAUUCCAAUAACGGUACGGAGACGAAUUUAAUUGACGUUACGAUUUUCGGCAGCCCGCCACCCCAAGCCUCGUCCACUGUUGAAAGACGGCCCAACUUAACAACUUGGGGAGUACGCCAAGCAGCACAGGAUGAUAACAAAAUCAAGUAUUCUAUUCUGAACGAUACUGACGCAAAACAAAGUACCAUAAACUCAUCACUGGGAAUCCUCGAUAACAUAUCAUCCUUGCUCGAUGAUAGCGGUGUUAUGGAAGAAAAAAAGAAUUCCAGCAUUUCCAAUACAAUAGAAAUUGAACGACAACUCGCUCGAAAGUUACUCCAACGAUGUAGUGCACCGAGAGAAGCCACUUUAACAUCAGACUGGGAUAAAGAAAAUGAUGGGAAUAUUCAAAACCUAACAAAAGAUAAUACUCCCUCCACUUUAAUGGACUCAGGGCAACAGAGUUUACUUAAUAACAGUGAUACACUUGAAGAAAAGCCAGAAGCUAAUCAGAUAAUUUUCAAGCCAAAUGAAAUAUCCGCACGUUCCUCAGUGCUGAAGAAUAGUUUUGAUAAGAGCAUUGGAUCAUCUACCUCACCAAAGAGCAGAGAUGAAAUUAGUUUUGAUACAUCCGCUGCUGCGGAACUUAUUGCUCAGUUUGGAGAUGAAGAUUUCCAAUCUGGCUCGAGAGUUGAAAGUCGAAUGGCAGCAGAUGAAUUGUCAUGGAAUCAAAACUAUCCCUACGCUAUGCCAACGAAUAUUUUAAACAGCGGUGAAAAGGAAAGAUUAGAGUUAUCUUGUUUUUCGGGAGUCGUUGGAAAUUUUGAUUUGUCUUCAACAUCUUCUACUGGCCGGAGAGUUUCAGUUGGUGAAUUUUUUCAGCGUAAAUGUGGUACUAUUGGGCAACUCCAGGAAACUGAUUCGGUAUCAAGACCCAGCUUUGGUGAAACAAUUAAGAGUCCAAUAAAGCAUCGACCUCUAGUGCCAUUAGUGGAGAAAACAGCAAUGACAGCAGAUUCAAGUCUGAGAGAAGUGAAUAAGGAAGCUAUGGAAUCUGUGAAUUGUACGAACCAACACAGUUUGAUGAGUUUGAGUAGUAUUGCACAAGCGCUUUCUGAUGUUGAGAAUGGUUCUCCACGCCGUUUGGUGGACGCACUUAUUGAAGCCAAAAGAAGAAAAAAUCUUCCUCCGUCUCAGCUACUCAAUGAGUCAACAAGCAAAAACAGGGAUACUUUUACUUGCCCCCCUCACAGUUUACCAUUCAAUUCAUCGGCAAUGUCUGUAAAUGAAAAACCUGAAAGAGACACAAAAAUGAAAGGGCCUAAGUUCCUAUUAGAUUCUCCUAAAUUGUCACUGGAUAGUAAAACUGCACAAGAAUCUCUGACACACAAAUCAAAAUUAACUAGGAUGUCUCUGAAUGUGGGAUUAGGUGCGAUAGAAAGUCACAACAUAAGUGAAACUUACAAUUUUGCGGAAAAGUGCACUGGCGGCCGGAAAAAAACGAGUAGUGCAAAAUUGGAGAAGACUUUCGAUGAACCGAAAGACACGAAUAAGCCUUGCGUUUACCAUUCUAAUGCCACUCGUAAUUUGUUAUCUUGCUUGGAUGACUCAAUAGAUGCUCACAAGCCUAAUCUAAAUUGUCAAAAUUCCAAGCAAAACCCAGAUAUAUCUGGAAAACACUUGUAUGAUGAUCAGGAUUUUUCUCAGACUCCCAAGAAAGGACAAGAUAAGCUUCACAAUUCAAUGACAUUUCAAAAAAUUACAUUGGCGCCACUACGGAGUUCUGCGGGUUUCUUGAAAGGCAUUAAGAGUGAAAAUAAUAAGACAGCAACCCCAGAAUUGAUUUCAAGUUUUAACAGGUCCUUUGAAAAAACUUUGCGCACUGCAAAGACGUCAUCUCUUGAAUGUAAUGCAGAUCCGGAAUCCAGUUACAACAUUUCUCAGUAUAAUCAGAUUGCAAAAACAAAAUCACAGGGGGAUGAUGUAACAGCCAAGAAUACCAAUGAAUUAUGCAGCUGCAUUGUUGGCGUACCAAAAGAAGCUGAAAUUGAAUUAUCGAAUGGUACUGACCGAUGGAUGACCUGUACUCUAAAAUUACAUCAAAUACCAGGAAGCAAGGAAAACAUAGUAUUGAAAAUUCCGCAAGAUACUGUAUUGGUAGCACCCAACGAUGCAAAGCUUGUCAAGAUUGGUGUGACCGUUCGUCAAAUGAGGGAACCUGUGAUAGUGGUGAUCAACAUAGCUGUAUCGGAUGUGGUUACGCGAUCCAAGAAAGUAAUCAAACAUGUCAUGUGUUUUGUACCCGAGGAACCUCAGAUUGAUCUCGUGAUUCAUAAUGGAGAAAAUAAAAUUGAUUUUCAAAUCGUAGCUGAAAAAUGCAGCAAAACAUUCCCCGUCACAUUAGAAAAUAAAAACAAUGCCGAACUUCCCGUAAGAUUAAUUAUUGCCAAGCAUCCUGACCAACCGCAAGUAUUCAGUAUUGAUUGUUCUGCUGAUGAAACUGCGUGUAGUCUCGACGGAAAUGAGAUCAAGUAUAACUUGACUCUUAAACCUCACCAACAAUCCACUGUCAACAUUCAGUUCAAUGGAAUUCCUUUAUCCUCAUUCAAUGUACAAAAGGAUCUCUGUCAUGCAACAGGAAAGCUUUUCGUUCAGCUUCGUACAGAUGAUAGCAAGGGCUUAAUGUUGAGAGAAAUAUCACUGACUGGUUCUAUUGGUGUAUCUAAAAUAGACUUGGUUGAUACGCAAUUACCUAUAGUUGUUCCAAAAAGAGAUAGCAAAUCAAUAGGUCUUGUGAACUCAGGAGUCUUUGCAGUCACGUUAUCCGCCUCACUUGUUGAAAAUGACAAGUCGACCAGUUGUGCAGGUGAUUUUUCGAUCAAACCAAACACCCUGUGCCUUCAAGCUGGUGAAAAGGGCGUUAUCCUCGUUACUCAUAAAUCCCGGAUGAUCGAGUCCAGCGAAAGCAGACAAGUGUUCGUCAAAGUAAUCGCAGGUGGCAACGAAUAUUACUAUCCAGUAACGGGGAAUAGUAGCCACCUUUGUGAGCAACUAUCUCCAAACAACAUGCAGCGCUGUACGACACCACUAUCUGAAGAAAGAAAAUCGAAAUCUCCUACAUCGCCACAAAGUUCAGAAUCUAACCGCUCUGGUAAUUGUGGACGGCAUUCACCCUACAGCGCGGGGUCAACUUCGACGGUCUCAGGGGAUGUAAUUCCACUUCAGUCGACGCAUGCAGCACUGGUAUGGAGCAGUAUUAAAACCGGAAAGUCGGAUAUCAAGGAGUUUACAGUUUUGAACAAGAGUGAUAAUAAACUCAGACUUCAAGUCAGUAUUGUUGAUAACAACAAAAGUUUCAAAUUUCUCAAGGAUCGUCACACAGUUGGGACAAAUAUGGUAUUAGCUUUGCAGCGCAUGACAAGCAAAGUAAUAUCUGUUCAAUUUAGCCCAAGUAAUCCCGGAGCAUGUGCUGGAAAAAUAAUAUUCUCCCAUUACAGUAGUGGAAAAGAACAGGAAGAAUCUUCACAACGAAAAACAAUAUUUUUGUAUGGCUACGGUGGUGUUGGGAAAGUUGAAAUUUCAGAAGCAUUUAAAGACACCGGCGGGCUGAUGUGGCUUUCCCUUGGUUAUAUGAAUACAGUUGGGAAUUUAAGUGCAAAAAUCAAACUGCAAAAUACGGGAAAUUUAUGUUCGUAUGCCGUUAUCAAGCUGAUACCAAAAGCUUUGUACCCGGAAAUGAUAUCCAGCUGGCACGUGACUCCUUCGGAGUUGUUACUAGGGCCGGGCGAGGUUCAGUGGAUAAAAUUAGAGUUUCAUCCAAGACGAGAAGACCUCGCUUUAAUACGGCGUGCAGACAUAUCUCAAAUAAUUGGAACGCUGUCUAUUACACACGGAGAUGAACCAACAAGAUGGCGUAUUCGAAGGCUGUAUAAAAAAUUGAAAGAAUCCGGUAAAUUCAGAGGACAAGAUGACGAUAUAUUUAAAAAUAUUGUUUAUCCAUUGUGCAGAGUAUUUCCAGGAGAGGCAUUGAUACAAGAUUUGGGCCUCAUCAAAGACACAGUUCAACAUCUUGGUGAUCUCUGUCGUGGUGUCUAUCAGCAUCAAGUGAUGUUGACGAUGGAAGUUAACGCGGAUGACACGUUGACAGUGUUGAACGACAACGCUGAUGACACACAGACGUUUAAUUCUAUCUGCAGUGAUAGCAGUAGUGUAUUCACUGCUGGAUGCAAUAGUUACAUGCUAUCAGAGACAAUAGUAGAUGGAAAUGGGAGAGAAAUUUCUGAAAAUGAUUUUACAGUGACACCGGGAGUUGUAAACUUGACACCACCCUUCAGAACUGAAGCAACCGUAACGAUUUCCAGCUUGUGUAGCGUCGCGCAGCCAUUUGAAACAGUUUUGUCCCACAGUGAAGGUGUAAGCAUUGUACCCACGGAAGGCAUGAUUCCAGCCAGGAGAAGUUUCCAAUUAAAAGUGCAAUGCAGUAAGCAAAUAAAGAAAAACACAGAAGCCGUACUUCAGAUAUUUAUGGAAAAUCAUAAACAAUCGGUUUUAAUUAUGAUAUCGUCCAGCAAUUGAAAGUAUCCAAUUUUAGUAUUAACACCAUUAUUUGCGCACGUACUUAAAAUAAUUUUUGACUGAAUUUUUUUACUAUACAUAUAUUAUACAUUCCUGUACGGUCGUAACAUAUUAACGACUAGUGGUGAAUAUGUCAUAGCUAAUAUUGAUGUAACCAGUAAAUUGUGCAUGAAAACUU